This is a messenger RNA of Linum tenue, 1968 nucleotides long. Lineage: Eukaryota; Viridiplantae; Streptophyta; Magnoliopsida; Malpighiales; Linaceae. The record is from the annotation of a GenBank genome assembly.
ACGUUAAUAUAUAAAAGCCUUGGUUACAAUCACUGUUCAUUAGUGACCUCCACUCUCUUCUUUGUGACUGGGCAAUCUCCAAACCAUUGCCUUCAUUCGCCCACGUGCCUAGCUUCCCCUCUCACACAAAUGCCCACUCCUCCUUAUUACCCCACUCGCCAAUAAAAGACCUUUGGAUCCAGCCUUUCUCCAUCAGUUACUCAUCAAAACUCUGAUUUCCAGGAAACAAUUCAUUAGUUCUCAACAAAGGAUCCUCGCCACUUUACCUUCUCUUCCUUCUUCUGAUUUCUCUCCUGCCAUAAGCAACCUUCUGCUUCAUCUUAUCUUCUCCUCCAUACCACACAAACUCUCCCUUUUGUUCGUCGGUUCAGAACCUCUCUCCCCUUUCCAUCUACUUCCGAUGACUCUUUCCCCAAUCCCCACACACUAUCUUGCCGCUUCGCCGACCCGAGAUCCACGGAAUCCCACCAGAACCUUCUGUUUAGAGAAAAUCCUCCCAUACCCUACACACUCUCGGCAGAAUACUGCCUUCCCUCUCCUGCAUCGUUUCAAUUGCCCUCUCCCAAAGCUCGAUUCUGAACCCCCGUGCUUCGUUUGGCCGUUACCCCACCAAAACUGUAGUUGCCUUUCAAUCGACCACUUUUCAGCUAAUGCCCCGCAACGGCGUGACGGGAAGGAGAGUAGUUGAUGUAGAGGAAGAAGUUGAGGUGGAGAACGCGGCGGCGGCGGAGGUACAUCGAUCGCUCUCGCCCUUUUCGGCAAAAACCCAGGAAAGCUAUGGACAACACUCUACUCGAUCUCCCAAAGCUGAAGCGCCACAUCUACGCUGUCUUCUUCUGCCUCAAAAUCGGUCUCAACCUCUACAUCCAGCUCUCUUCAAAUUCAUUUACUUUGUACAAUUGGAAUCUGUCGUCGAGAGAUUAAUUGCAUAUGAAGUAACGAGCAAAACUUAGAUUGAAAAGAAAGGUUCAAUUUGGUUGUAUCAUUCUGAUGUACUCAGAGAUUGGGGAGGACAGACGGACCAGCAUAAUUUUAUGCAGAUUGGGGAGGAUACGUAAAGAGGGAUAGGUACCCUUUUCCUUUUUUUACUUGGUUAUUCAUUUCAUCUGAUGUUCAUUUAAGUUUCGAACUAUGUAGUUUCUUUUCUUUCUUGGAAAGUAUCCGCCAUAGAGGAAGCAUACAGGACAUUCGAUUAAUAAUGGUUCUAAUUACAACAGAGGCAUGAACUACUUGGGAUUUGUUUGUACUAAAAGCAUUAAAAAUAUGAAGCUAGAGGACAUCAUUUGAUUGACAUAAAAAUAUCAUGUUAAGUAUAGGCCAAGCCAUUACAGCUAUAUUAGCGAAUCAACAUAUUUUAAGUUUGUCAUUAAUUGGAGAAUGCUACGAAUGUUUUCCCAGGAUCUCAAUUGACUGUGUUAAUAUGUUGAAAUUUUAAUACAGAGAAGCACCGGAACUGAUUGUGCUUACCAAAAAGGACAUUUGCUUCCUAUUAAUGCUGCCUUCUGAUUGUUUUGUUGUUUUGUUUGUUAAUUAAUUCUAUAAACUGGAAUGCUGCAAUUUUACAAGUUUGGUGCAAGCUACCAAGAAGAGAAUUAGACACCCUUACAACUUAAACAAUAAUUAGAUCCGGUGUAUACACUGUGGAAGAUUUAUGUGCCAUGACAGGAAGGUGAAGAGUAGGAAUAAAAAUUAAUUAACGCUAACAAAAAAAUACUGAUAAGACUCUUACUUUUUUCCUAUGCUGCAGUACAGGCCUCCCAAGGCACCAACAAGGUCCCAAGCCUUGCAGCCUCAAUCUGUGAAGUUCUUGGGUUGGUUCGUUAGCUUUUCUUUUUCAAUGUUGAAUGUUAGGUGAAUGUUAUGAGGGGAUGUCCCAUGUAUCAUUCAAUAGUUGCUACCAAGUAGUGGACUGUUCCAUCUAAUUAAGGUUUCUUGGUGCAACUGUCAGUUUUAACUGUGGGGCUCUUA